Molecule: messenger RNA, 1752 nt
Organism: Symbiodinium sp. CCMP2456
Lineage: Eukaryota; Dinophyceae; Suessiales; Symbiodiniaceae
Source: the annotation of a GenBank genome assembly
AUGAGCCAUGCCACUUCGUCCGCGGUGGACAACCUCCUAGCUGUCGCAGGUGGCAAGCUUCAAAGCUUGUGCGACGAAGUCUCACGGCAGGUGGCCGAGGAGCUCUCGAGGGCCUCCGCCGAGCUCGUGUCUCAGGUCGAGCGUAAGCUUGCAGGUGCCUCGCAGAUUCCAAGACAACAGUCGCUGGUCGCUUGGGCGGAGACCGACGAUGGCCGGAACACGCCCAAGAAGACAACCGGGUUCGUUCCCCAUGCUUGGACGGAGAGGCACAUGCGGACAGAUCAUUCAAGCAAGCUUUUGGAGGAGAUCCAAGAGUCCUUCGCAGAGUUGUGGUACGGACCAGGCCACAGCGAGAAGUCCGUUUUCCCGUCGGAUCAGGUCGACCCCCAAGGCGCCGAAAGCUCGUCGACCCUGGUUCAGGCGAUGUCGGAGGACUCUACGACGCAAGCGCGAGGUGAGAAAUCCCCCGCAGUCUCAGCACCGCGAGCCAAAUCGCGGUCAGGAAACUUCGCAGAUCAUGUCUUCGGCAUGAUCCCGAACACGGACGACAAAGCUCUUCCUUCGACUCACGGUUGCUGUCGGAAGAGGCUGCGGCGGCUCGUUCAGAAUCCAUGGUUCGACUGCUUCAUCAUGGGCAUGAUCCUGGUCCACACGCUGUCUAUUGGUGCCCAGAUCAAUCACUUGGCAGCUAUGGAGAGGACGGAUGGCGGAAGGUUCUGGCGCUCGAUCGACUUCUUCUUCUGCGUCUUCUUCGCCACAGAGGUCAGCAUCAAGCUGUACGUCUACCGGCUACGGUUCUUCACCAUGCAUGCCUGUGCGUGGAACAUCAUCGACCUGGUGCUCGCAAUUCUGCAAAUCGUGGAAGAGGUGAUGGCCCUGGCUGCUAGCAUCACUGAGGAGCCCUAUCAGAGCCUACGACUUGAUUUGAUGCGUGCUGUUCGCAUGAUGCGAGGCGUCAAGGUCCUUCGCCUGGUGAGGGCCGUUCGAUAUGCUGGCGACUUGCAGCUGAUCGUCAGCUGCUUGAUUCUGUCCCUUCGGACAUUUCUUUGGAGUGUCCUCCUCCUGGUGAUGACGAUCUAUGUCAUGGCUAUCUACAUUACGCAAGCUUGCAACAUCCGUCGAUUUGAGAAUCCGGAUGCCGACGGGAAUGACUUGCUGCAGAAAUGGUGGGGUGACAUCUUCAUUAGCAUGCUGUCUGUUUUUCAGGCCCUCAGUGGAGGAGUGGACUGGAACGACGUUUACCAGCCCAUCUUCAAGUAUGUCUCGCCGGCUCUGGCAGUCUUCUUGGUCGUGUACCUGGCAUUCUGCUACAUGGCGCUGCUGAACGUCAUUACGGGGACCUUCGUGGAGACCGUGGGCCGCCAGGCCAGCGAUUUGAAGAUCCGCACGCAGAUACUUCAGGCGCGGCGGCUGUUUCAGCAGAUCGACGAAGACCACUCUGGCUUCAUUUCACUGUCGGAGAUCCAGAACCAGACUGCCACGGCCGCGGUCGUGGAUUUCUUUGAGUCGGUGGACGUGGAUCCCUCGGAGGCACAGUACUUGCUGGAGGUCCUUGACAUGGAUGGGAGCGGCACCAUCAAUUUCGAAGAGUUCCUGCGAGGAACUUUGAGGCUGAACGGCUCCGCUCGGGCGGCAGACUUGCUGCUGGUGGCUCGUGAGAUGAAGAGGUUCUUUGUCCACACCGCGGCCGAGAUGGACGUGAUCAAGACUCAGCUGGCUGGAUAUGGAGCUCAACAUCCCAGCGCUUCAUGA